Molecule: messenger RNA, 743 nt
Organism: Zeugodacus cucurbitae (melon fly)
Lineage: Eukaryota; Metazoa; Arthropoda; Insecta; Diptera; Tephritidae
Gene: mRpS28
Product: 28S ribosomal protein S28, mitochondrial
Exons: 3
Coding region: 88-684 (198 amino acids)
Cellular component (GO): mitochondrial small ribosomal subunit
Source: RefSeq, a predicted model, not a curated record
CCUAUAUGCGUUUGACAUAACACUUUCUAACCUAAAAUAAAUUAUACGCUAAUACGAAUCGCUUAAAUUUACUAUUUUUCAAAAGAAAUGUAUUCUUUAUAUAAAAUAAGCGCAGUGGCUAUUCGCGCGCCACAAAUUCCAAAUAUUUUACCACGUCUUUCAAAUAUACACAACUCGCAAGCACUUCGAACUUUGUGCACAAGCAAGGGUGUUACAGAAGACCCACAAAAUGCCAUUGUAGAAAAGGAAACACCAGCGGCGAGUGCUACUAGUGUAAAAAGUGGAUUUGCAUUAGCUUUUGAUAAGCACACAGAGGCGACUACUAAUAAACCUGAAGAAGUUGUUGACGAUGAAACGUUUGCUUCAUUGUUAAGGAAAUCGAAAUUUAUAGAUUUAGGUGAUGCGGAAGGCAAGCUUGUGAGUGGCAAGAUCUUCCAUGUCGUUGGAGAUGAUUUAUAUAUUGAUUUUGGCUGGAAGUUUCACUGCGUAUGCACACGCCCAGUACGUAAUGGCGAGGACUAUGUGCGCGGUGCCCGUGUGAGGUUGCGCAUCAAAGAUUUGGAACUCUCAACGAAAUUUUUGGGUUCAGAAAAGGAUUUGACUAUUUUAGAAGCUGACUGCCAAUUGCUUGGUCUGUUAUCAUCACCUGCUAGACAAAGUCCAAAGUCAUUAAAUGUGAAUUAAAAAAAAAACUUUAUUUACAUAAAAUAUAGUCAUAAUCAAUACAGAAAAUAUACAACAUA